GGCGGGGCCUCCCAGGAGUACACCUUUUUGGGCUGCGGGCAGAGGCCGCUGUUUAGGAAGCCCAACGGGUGCGAGAGGAAUCCGUACGUGGCUGUUGUUUGGAGGCUGUGCGUUAGAAGUAUCCAUGGAGAACAGUGAACACUCCGUGGACGCAAAAUCCAUUAAAAAUUCAGAAACAAAGAUCUUACAUGGAAGCAAAUCAGUGGACUCUGGAAUGUCCUUGGACAACAGUUAUAAAAUGGAUUAUCCUGAAAUGGGUUUAUGUAUAAUAAUUAAUAAUAAGAACUUUCAUAGAAGUACUGGAAUGGCACCUCGGUCUGGUACAGAUGUAGAUGCAGCAAACCUCCGGGAAACAUUCACAAACUUGAAAUAUGAAGUCAGGAAUAAAAAUGAUCUCACAUGCGAAGAAAUUUUGGAAUUAAUGGACAGUGUCUCUAAAGAAGAUCAUAGCAAAAGGAGCAGUUUUGUUUGUGUACUUCUAAGCCAUGGGGAUGAAGGAAUAAUUUUUGGAACCAAUGGACCUGUUGACCUGAAAAAACUAACAGGUUUCUUCAGAGGGGAUUACUGUCGAAGUCUGACUGGAAAACCCAAACUUUUCAUUAUUCAGGCCUGCCGAGGCACAGACCUGGACUGCGGUAUUGAGACGGACAGUGGAGCUGAGGACGACAUGGCCUGUCAGAAAAUACCAGUUGAAGCGGACUUCCUGUAUGCCUAUUCCACGGCCCCUGGUUACUAUUCCUGGCGAAACUCAAAGGACGGAUCCUGGUUCAUCCAGUCACUCUGCACGAUGCUGAAACUGUAUGCUCACAAGCUUGAGUUUAUGCACAUUCUUACCCGAGUUAACCGAAAGGUAGCCACAGAAUUUGAGUCCUUUUCUCUUGACUCUGCUUUUCAUGGAAAGAAACAGAUUCCAUGUAUUGUGUCUAUGCUCACAAAAGAACUGUAUCUUUAUCACUAAAGAUGGAUGGUAUUUUUGGUUUUUUUUGUUGUUUGUUUUGGUUUUUUUUUAGUUCAUAUGUCAAGUGAGGAAAUGGUUUAACUGAUCCUGUAUUUUCCUCUUAUUUUAAUCUAAUCGAAUACUUCACAUGGUACUUUGGAACCUGCUACUUUCAUAGCAAUAAAACUAUGAGGCUACCUCACACUCAGAAUCAGGUAGUCGAAAUUGAAUUUAAUUAGGAAUAAAUAAAAAUGGAUAGUAGUACAAUGGUUGUGAGAGGAAAUGUUUCUAAAUCAACUGCCCUGAAAAUUAACAAGUUUCAGUGAUGCUGUUAUGAAUUUUUAAGUAAUCAUGGAAGAGGUUAAACGCUGUAAUUAUGAAUUUCAAUGAUCUUAACGUGCUCCUAUAUGAGAGUAUGUACUCUGAUUUUUGUCAAACCACAGACAUGCUAAUGAGGAAUAAUGUAUCCUAGAAUGUGGGGCUCCGCGGGCAGGGUCAAAGUCCUAAAGACCUACCUUGAUUUUAGAAUCAGGAUUUGGAGACAAGUCAACUGUAUUUUUUGGUCAUUUGUCUGAGAGCAUGGUUUUGUGAUGUUGGGCCCAAGCAUGUCUUUGUUGCAAAAAGUCAUGUUUAGUAUUGAAAAGGAAACUAAAUAUUUUGCCAGAGGAAUUGUGAGCAAAUCUCUUUGACUCUCGCGAGGAAUUUAGCUAAAUGCAACAUCAAGGCGGGGUAGGCAGAGUUAGAACUGCAAGGUGCAGAGAUGCAGCUAUCUGCCAACACCCAAAUCCUGUCCUUUGUGCCUGAACCAAAUCCGUUGAGCUUCACAUGCCAGCAAAAUGUGUGAAGAGAUGUUAUGUAAAAGCCUCACACUGUC
This is a messenger RNA of Lutra lutra (Eurasian river otter), 1811 nucleotides long. RefSeq names its product caspase 3 (gene CASP3). The record is from RefSeq and is a predicted model, not a curated record. The transcript is spliced from 7 exons. Bases 125 to 958 code for a protein of 277 amino acids. NCBI's taxonomy places the organism in Eukaryota, Metazoa, Chordata, Mammalia, Carnivora, Mustelidae. Gene Ontology annotation, cellular component: cytoplasm. Gene Ontology annotation, biological process: erythrocyte differentiation; apoptotic process; positive regulation of apoptotic process.